GAAAUUGGCGCGCAAAAUCCAAAAAGCCACAAGCAUAAACCCUAAAUUGAGUUUAGGGUUUAAGGACAUCUAGAGUAGAGACAACAAAAUCCUCUCCUCUUCCCCUCUUCGUUCUUUCAAAUUCCCCAGUUUCUUCUUUUACCUUCCCAUGGAAUGAACCUCCAUUCCUUGAAUUCUCACCUUCUACCUCCAAAACCUACUUCCAUGGCUUUCUCAGCCGCAGGAUUUCGCCUCUUCCGCUACUCCAACCACCACCUACUGCGUUCCUCGAGUUUCUCGAAACUUCGGCCAUUUUCCGAGCUUCUUUUCUUCUCCACCAGCAAUCCUCGGCGUCCGGUAAUUCAAGCCAAGCGGCGAGAUGAUAGCGAAAUGGGAGUAGUGAAUGGGGAUGAGGGCAAUGGGAGUGUGUCUCUGAAGGAUAGGGAUACUAGUAAUGAGAGGAUUGUUCCUACUGAGCUCCACAAGGAAGCUACUGAGGCUUAUAUGGCAUAUGCGAUGUCGGUUCUGCUUGGUCGAGCUUUGCCCGAUGUGCGUGACGGAUUGAAGCCUGUUCACCGGAGGAUUUUAUUUGCAAUGCAUGAAUUGGGCCUUUCCUCCAAGAAACCUUUCAAAAAAUGUGCUAGAGUUGUUGGAGAGGUUUUGGGAAAAUUCCAUCCACAUGGAGAUGUUGCUGUCUAUGAGUCGUUGGUACGCAUGGCACAGGAUUUCUCAUUAAGGAGCCCGCUCAUUCAAGGACAUGGAAAUUUUGGCUCAAUUGAUGCUGAUCCUCCAGCUGCAAUGCGUUACACAGAAUGUAGACUAGAACCAUUAACCGAAGCAAUGCUAUUGGCUGAUUUGGAGCUAGACACAGUAGAUUUUGCUCCUAACUUCGAUAACUCACAAAAAGAACCAUCACUUCUCCCUGCUCGUAUACCAAAUUUGUUGCUGAAUGGCUCUUCUGGAAUUGCGGUAGGAAUGGCGACAAAUAUUCCUCCUCAUAAUCUUGGAGAGUUGGUUGACGCACUGUCUGCAUUGAUUCAUAAUCCAGAAGCUACACUUCAGGAGCUGUUGGAAUUCAUGCCAGCACCUGACUUUCCUACUGGAGGUCUGAUAAUGGGUAAUCUCGGGAUCCUUGAGGCAUACCGGACUGGUCGAGGACGCAUUGUCAUAAGAGGAAAGACUGAAAUAGAAUUGCUUGAUUCUAGAACUAAACGUACAGCUAUUAUUAUAAAGGAGAUUCCAUACCAGACAAACAAAGCCACCCUAGUUGAGAAGAUAGCUGAACAUGUAGAAAAUAAGAAUUUAGAAGGAAUAAGUGACAUCCGUGAUGAAAGUGAUCGUUCUGGGAUGCGCAUAGUAAUUGAGUUGAAGCGGGGAGCUGAGCCCUUAAUAGUCUUAAAUAACUUGUACCGUCUUACUGCACUUCAGUCCAGCUUCAAUUGCAACAUGGUGGGGAUUCUUGAUGGACAACCAAAGCAGAUGGGCUUGAACGAGUUGCUUCAGGCUUUCCUCGACUUUAGGUGCUCAGUAAUUGAAAGGCGUGCUCGUUUCAAGCUUUCACAAGCACAGGGAAGAUGUCAUAUUGUGGAGGGUAUUAUUGUGGGGCUGGAUAAUCUAGAUGAAAUUAUUCAAGUUAUCAGGAAAGCGUCAAGCAAUGCAAUGGCAUCAACAGAUCUGAUGAAAAAGUAUAGUUUGUCCCAGAAACAAGCUGAAGCUAUAUUGGAUAUAAAUUUAAGAAAGCUUACAAUACUUGAGAGAAACAAAUUUGUUGAUGAGGGCAAAUCGUUGAUGGAACAAAUCUGUAAACUGGAAGAACUGUUAUCGAGCAAGAAACAAAUUCUUCAGUUAAUUGAACAAGAGGCUAUUGAAGUGAAAAACAAGUUUGCAACUCCCAGGCGCUCCAUGUUGGAGGAUGGUGAAGGUGGUCAGGUUGAAGACAUUGAUGUUAUACCUAAUGAAGAAAUGAUCUUGGCUAUCAGUGGAAAAGGUUAUGUUAAGAGAAUGAAACCCAACACGUUUGUUGCUCAAAAUCGUGGUACUAUAGGUAAAUCUGUUGGGAAAAUGCGAGUCAAUGACAUGAUGUCUGACUUCCUUGUCUGUCGUGCUCAUGAUCACAUACUCUACUUCAGUGAUAAGGGUAUUGUGUACUCUGCCCGUGCAUAUAAGAUUCCAGAGUGCACUCGUACUGCUGCUGGCACACCACUGAUUCAGAUCUUGUCCUUGUCAGAUGGUGAAAGAAUAACAUCCAUCAUUCCUGUGAGUGAAUUUGUCGAGGACCAAUAUCUGGUAAUGCUUACAGCAAACGGGUACAUCAAGAAAGUAUCACUGAAUUAUUUCUCAUCUAUCCGAUCAACAGGAAUAAUAGCUAUACAGUUGGUUCCAGAAGAUGAGUUAAAAUGGGUACGGUGUUGCACAAACGAUGACCUUGUUGCCAUGGCUUCCCAAAAUGGAAUGGUCAUCCUUAGCACUUGUGAAACCAUCCGAUCACUUGGAAGGAAUACAAGAGGUACAAUAGCCAUGAGGCUUAGAAACGGGGAUAAGAUGGCAAGCAUGGAUGUCAUAUCGGCAGCUCUGUGGAAAGAUCUUGAUCAAGAUGUAGAUGAACAUGGUAUCUGGAAGAAGGGAACGAGAGGUCCCUGGUUACUGUUUGUUUCUGAAAGUGGCCACGGGAAGCGGGUAUCCUUAAGCAACUUCCGUUUGUCUUCCCUGAAUAGGGUUGGCUUAAUAGGAUAUAAAUUUGCAUCUGAAGACCGCCUGGCUGCUGUUUUUGUGGUGGGCUUUUCACUUUCGGAAGAUGGAGAAAGUGAUGAGCAUAUCAUCUUGGUUAGCCAGAGUGGAACUAUCAACAGAAUCAAAGUUCGAGAUAUCUCAAUACAAUCCCGCUUUGCCAGGGGUGUCAUUCUCAUGCGGCUUGAUCAUCUUGGAAAGAUCCAGUCAGCAUCUUUAAUAUCUUCAGCAGAAGCUGAAACGGAUGAAGAUGAAGCUGGUCAACAUGAAGUUGCUGUAUGAGGCGAAAAAUUCCAACACCUCGUGUAUUUUCUUAGAAAAAAGAACAUGCCUUCUAUGUGCAGGAGCUGUAUAUAAUUUAAGAAACCAUUGUAAGUGCACAACUGUAUACUGUUAUUAACAUUUUCACGUCAUCGUGUGUUGUAUUCAUGCCUGCUUCAACCUUUAUCAACCAUAUUUUGUUAAGAUUGGCAUGUGGAGGCGUUUGAUUUUCC
Molecule: messenger RNA, 3200 nt
Organism: Beta vulgaris subsp. vulgaris (sugar beet)
Lineage: Eukaryota; Viridiplantae; Streptophyta; Magnoliopsida; Caryophyllales; Amaranthaceae
Product: DNA gyrase subunit A, chloroplastic/mitochondrial
Exons: 27
Coding region: 154-2988 (944 amino acids)
Biological process (GO): DNA topological change
Cellular component (GO): DNA topoisomerase type II (double strand cut, ATP-hydrolyzing) complex; chromosome; cytoplasm
Molecular function (GO): ATP binding; DNA binding; DNA topoisomerase type II (double strand cut, ATP-hydrolyzing) activity
Source: RefSeq, a predicted model, not a curated record